This is a messenger RNA of Ilex paraguariensis (yerba mate), 1341 nucleotides long. Lineage: Eukaryota; Viridiplantae; Streptophyta; Magnoliopsida; Aquifoliales; Aquifoliaceae. The record is from the annotation of a GenBank genome assembly.
CAAGCCAAUUUUGUUUGCACCCAAACGAUGCCAAUGCCUCUAUCUCCAAGUCUUCUCUUCUCUCUCCUGUUAGUCACCUCUAUUGCCGCCACCAAUGCCGCCGUAACCACCACCCUCCAAUUCAGAGAAGCACCACAAUUCUACAACUCCAUCAACUGCCCUUCAAUUCUCAAUGACCAGCAAAACAACAAUGGCAUCAGCAACAUCAGUACCCAACUUUGCUCUGUUAAUGCAGUGCACGUAGCAAUGACCCUCGACGCUGCUUAUCUCCGGGGAUCAAUGGCCGCCAUUCUCUCCGUUCUGCAACACUCCCACUGCCCGGAAAACACAAUCUUCCACUUUGUCGCCGCCGCCUCCGCCGACGCUAAUCUCCUAAACCCCACCAUUGCCAAAUCAUUCCCUUAUCUACACUUCAAAAUCUACCCCUUCGAUGACUCGGCGGUUUUAGGCCUUAUUUCCACAUCCAUUCGGGCCGCCCUUGACUGUCCAUUAAACUAUGCUCGCAAUUAUCUCGCCGAUCUCCUCCCAGUAUGCGUCGGAAAAGUGGUCUACCUCGACUCCGAUCUCGUCCUCGUCGAUGAUAUUGCAAAACUAGCCGCAACGCCACUGGGUGAUCAAGCAGUCCUUGCUGCGCCAGAGUAUUGCAAUGCAAACUUCAACUCCUACUUUACGCCGACGUUUUGGUCGAACCCUUCUCUUUUUCUGACGUUCGCCAAUCGGAAUGCUUGUUACUUCAACACCGGAGUUAUGGUGAUCGAUCUUGAAAGAUGGAGAGCCGGAGAUUAUACUACCAAGAUUGUAGAAUGGAUGGAACUUCAGAAAAGAAUGAGGAUAUACGAGUUGGGUUCUCUACCCCCUUUUUUGUUGGUUUUUGCAGGAAACAUAGCUCCGGUGGAUCACAAAUGGAACCAACAUGGCCUUGGUGGUGAUAAUUUCCGGGGACUAUGCCGGGAUUUACAUCCGGGUCCGGUAAGCCUUUUGCAUUGGAGUGGAAAGGGUAAACCAUGGGCUCGACUUGACGCGAACCGGCCAUGUCCUUUGGAUGCUUUAUGGGCACCUUAUGAUCUUCUACAAACACCAUAUGUUCUUGAAUCCUGAUCAGCUGAUGCUAGUUUUGUAGUGCAUGUUUGUUAUCUUUGAAUUUGCAGAAAGAAGUGUGAUUGAACACAUAUGGUUAUACCUUAAGACCUUUCUCUGAUGGAUAUACAUACUGUUUCUUCAUCGGAGAUGUUAGUAAAAAAAAAAUGGCAAGGUGAGUGGAGGUUGUUUGUAUAUUAUACUUACUGUUAUAAGCAGAUUUUACUGUUCUGCUGCUAUUUUUGACUUGAAUAUUUUGUGAAC